Messenger RNA from Neltuma alba, 554 nucleotides. RefSeq lists its product as uncharacterized. The transcript has 2 exons. The coding region runs from base 83 to 385 and encodes 100 amino acids. Lineage: Eukaryota; Viridiplantae; Streptophyta; Magnoliopsida; Fabales; Fabaceae. The record is from RefSeq and is a predicted model, not a curated record.
UAUUUGAAUUUGCACACUCUCUCGUCUCUCUCUCUCUCUGUCUCUCUUUCUCUCUCUCUCUAACUCAAUCGCCAUCAUCAUCAUGGAGAUCUCUCAGAGACUCUUCAAAUUCAAAUACCACUUCGUCGCAGCUCUGCUCUUAGCCUUCACUGUCUCCUCCUUCGCCGUCCUCGCUCCCAGAUUCCUCACCGUCUUGGCUUACUUCUGGCCGCUCUUCCUCUCCACCGCUCUCUUCCUCGCUCUCGUCCUCGUCUUCGGCCGGACCUCCUCCUCCGCCGCUGGCAGCAGCAGCAGCAGCAACAACACCGCCGGUGAGGUUUUCCUCGAUUACGUCGCUGGCCACCACGAGCUUCAGCUGGAAUCUCAAGCCAGCAAGUCCGAUUAGAGCAUCAGAUCGGGCAAUCAAUCACACACAGAACGUAGCAGUUAGCAUCGUAGUAAGGUUAGCUGCAGUUUGGAGAUUAAUUUUAGUGUCUUAACUCUGAAAAGUAGAAAUAUUACGGUAGCUUGUAAUCUCUGGAACUUUUAUAAUUAAUUUCUUUUUCUUUUCUCUC